Molecule: messenger RNA, 828 nt
Organism: Knipowitschia caucasica
Lineage: Eukaryota; Metazoa; Chordata; Actinopteri; Gobiiformes; Gobiidae
Source: the annotation of a GenBank genome assembly
AUGCAUCCCCAACCCCUGCCAUCCCUGUUGUGUCCUUUCUCCCCUACCGUAGCGCGUCUUCCACUCUCCCUCCUCGCCCAGUCGCCCGCGCCCACGCGGCGUCCCCAAAUAACCAAUUCGGACGUCCUCCCAAACCUCCACGAAUCCGGCACCCCGUCGGAGUCUCCCCCCGCUGGCAGCAGCCUAGCCGCCCAAAACAGAUAUCCACUUGUCACCCAGCCGCGGAAAAAAACACGAGUUCAGCUCCUGGACGGCCAGCGCAUCGCCGCCAAGAAACAGACUCUCGGGCCGAGUUCAUCACAGAGAUUCCACGUGCAGCACAGCCAGGAGCCUCACUACCGCAGAAGGAAAACAACCUCCAUGCCCACGUGGCCGGGCCACAACUAUCUCCACCGCAUUGGGUCAGACCACCUGACACGACCGCUUCUCGCCCCACCCACAUACUCCCCGAUGGCCAGUCGACUCAACCUAAGCAGCAAGGUACACCCGUUCCGCGAUCCGUCUCCUUCUGCGCCCUUAACCUCCGCUGAACACCCCCCCGCCUCGAUCAUCUCCCUCCAUUCUAGCAACGACAGCAGUCCCCGAACGGACACCCAGUCGCAAGGUAUUCUAUACAAGUCCACAAGCACCGACAACUGCAGCUCUCCCCUGCGUCUGCGUCGGAAAGGCACUACUGACCCCACCGACCCCAGUCACACUCCCCAUCCUCCAACUUCCACCAAAACAGUGGCGACGGCCUCACGAGCGAACUUCGAUAUAGCCUCACCCAGAACUCUGAACACCCGAGUCGAUCUCAACAAUCGCGACAGACCCCCCAGCAACCGCUGA